AAAAUUCGAUCAGUUAUUUAUUGAUUGAACACCGUUUCUUUUCUGACCGAGAAAUGGUACAUGCACGUUGGUGACAUAAAUUAUGCAAUUUAGUAGUUCUUAGACUGUUUUUUUAAAAAAUAAUUGGGGGAUCAAAAUGGCAACUAUUGCUGAAAAAUAUAAUUUCGUAUUCCACGAACUUACAGAUAAACGUGUGGAACAAUGGCCAUUUAUGGACAGUCCUGUUCCAUUGGUGAUAACAAUAAUUGGUUAUUUAUAUGUAAUAUAUAAACUCGGUCCACAAUAUAUGGAAAGUAGGAAGCCAUACAAUUUGAAAAAAAUUAUUGCAUUUUAUAAUCUAUUUCAAGUAUUUGCAAAUGCUAUUAUCUGUUAUUCGAUACUAAUAAGUGGUUGGUUAACAACAUAUUCAUGGGGUUGUCAGCCAGUGUUAUACACAACAGAUCCCGAUCAAAUGCGUAUGGCAAAAACCGUAUGGUGGUUAUUUAUGUUAAAAAUGGUGGAUUUAAUUGAGACAGUAUUCUUUGUGUUACGUAAAAAGAAAAAACAAAUCUCAUUUUUACAUGUUUACCAUCAUGUAUCCACAUUAUCACUUGUAUGGAUUGGGGCGAAAUAUUUCGCAGGUGGAAUGGCCACAUUUCCAAUGUUAAUCAACUGUUUUGUACAUGUUUUAAUGUACACCUACUAUUUCUUGGCAUUAUUCGGGAAAAAAAUGCAACAACGACUAAUAAAAUGGAAACAAUCGUUAACAAUUAUACAAAUGGUACAGUUCACAAUAAUGAUAUUACAUUAUUUAACAUCAUUGCCAUCUUCAUGUCCAGUACCAAAAUUAGUACCAACAUUAAUGGCGUUCCCAAACGUUAUUUUCCUUUAUUAUAUGUUUUAUGAUUUUUAUAAAAAUACUUAUAUGAAAAAAUCAGAAACAAACAAAUCUUUGUAGCUUCAUAAUCAUAUUAUCAAAUAUGUAUUACAGAUAAUAGAGAUUUUUUAAUAAGUCGUAAACGGUAAGUGAUAGAAAAAACAUUAUUCAGCAAAAAAAGAUAGGAAAUUGAAUUAUCUACAAUAAAGGUUAUUGCUAUUCCGGAGAUAUAGGCCGUAACGGUCUUCCUCACAAUGGCGACACUAACACGCUCCAAAAUUAUAACAAUUUUGCGCAUUUACAUUCAGCACAUGAUAUUUACGAAAAAAUGUUUCAAACAAAAGUUGUUUAUUUUUUUAUAAGAAACAUUAUUUACACUAUAAUUUUGUUAUAUCUCUAACGGUUUACAAGACGGGUCUUACGGUCCCA
Messenger RNA from Chrysoperla carnea, 1285 nucleotides. RefSeq names its product elongation of very long chain fatty acids protein AAEL008004-like. The record is from RefSeq and is a predicted model, not a curated record. The transcript has 5 exons. Gene Ontology annotation, cellular component: endoplasmic reticulum membrane. Bases 137 to 937 code for a protein of 266 amino acids. Lineage: Eukaryota; Metazoa; Arthropoda; Insecta; Neuroptera; Chrysopidae. Gene Ontology annotation, biological process: fatty acid elongation, monounsaturated fatty acid; very long-chain fatty acid biosynthetic process; sphingolipid biosynthetic process. Gene Ontology annotation, molecular function: fatty acid elongase activity.